AUGGAAAAUAUAGAAACAACUGCACAUGAAGACACUAAUAUCAUCAAGACUGGUCUAAGAAAACAAAUGGGCCUUCUCAAUGAAACAAUAUCAAAAAAUGAGAGCGAUUCAGCAGUGGUACAAAAAGAAGAUAAUGAUUCGAUGGAAGAUACUGGGGCCGCUACGAUAGGUUAUAUAUCAAUUAAAGACUAUGCAUACGAGGAUUCAAAUCCGCUCCAUUAUGGUUAUUUUGAUGGAGACAAUGAAGAAGAUGAAAUGGCUUCUGAUUCUUCAGAUAUGGAUGACGGAUAUAAUAAAAGGCAAAGUAUAGCGCUACCUGACGACUACAUAGUUAACCAGCGUGCGGUUGCCCUCUACGAUUUCGAACCUGAGAAUGAUAAUGAACUAAAAUUGACGGAAGGUGAUCUGGUAUUCAUCAGCUAUAAGCAUGGGCAAGGUUGGCUAGUAGCAGAAAAUGAGUCAAGAUCAAAGACGGGACUGGUACCGGAGGAGUUCGUUACCUAUAUACAGCCGGAAGAUGGAGAGGAAGAAAAAGAGGACACUGCUCGACCUUUCUAUCUAACGCAUUUGAUUACACAAAGUGUAAAUCCUGGAAACAACAAUAAUGACAUUGACGACGACGAUGAUGACGACGAUGAUGACGAUGAUGAUGAUGAUGAAUGGGAAGAUAUUGAUGAUGUUGCCGAGGUUGAAACAGAUGUAAAAACAAAACUAAAAAUAUCGGAUUGA
This is a messenger RNA of Saccharomyces eubayanus, 729 nucleotides long. RefSeq names its product adaptor protein NBP2 (gene NBP2). The record is from RefSeq and is a predicted model, not a curated record. The coding region runs from base 1 to 729 and encodes 242 amino acids. The transcript has a single exon. NCBI's taxonomy places the organism in Eukaryota, Fungi, Ascomycota, Saccharomycetes, Saccharomycetales, Saccharomycetaceae. Gene Ontology annotation, molecular function: protein binding.